UUCUCCAAGUACAACUAUGGCCGUAGAGCUAUGGGAAACACUGAAAGAUUCCAUCACAGGUCACGCUUUCUACUAUGUUGUCUCGGAAGAGAUGCCACCCACAGUUGAGCAGUAUGUUGGGUUUGAUUCUAAGAAGUUGGCAAUCAAGGGUCAGAUCUAUCAUAUUUCUCAGAAAAGGAAUUCGGUGUACACCUUGUGGAACCCUCUUUUCCUUUUUCUGGCUAUUUGAUUUUUGCCCAUACAGAUCUGAAUUGAAGGUUGCCUGAGUUGUAUAUCUUGGUUUCCUGCAUUUCAACUAUUAAUGUGGUAUGAGAUCAUCAAUGGUGUGAUAGUCUGAUAGAAGAAGACGCAACACAUAAGUUAAAGCCCUAUAGUUGAAAUGUGGGAGUGGUAUGCGAUAAGGAGAUACAUACCAGAGGAAAGAUAGGUUUUAUAAGACGUACAAUUGUGAGAUCAAUGAUGGCGAAUGUUGGGCAUCCGAGGUCCGACAUAUCAAAAAAUGAGUGUUGUAAAAAUGUGAAUGGUAUGAUGGUGUGUGGUCAUACAAAACUAGCCAAAAUAAGUGAUGAUUAUGACAAGGGACAAAUAGCACAUGUAGAAGAUAAAAGGAAAGAGGCCUUGCAUUAUAGUUUUGAAAUGUCUAUGUUAGAAGUUCAACUGCACCGGUGUGACAAGAUGAUGGUUGAAAGUUUUGAAAUGGAUAAGGACCUUUUAUGCCCAAACACUUGAGAGAUUGAAGCUUUUGUGAUGGAAGAGGGAGAUUCUUCUGUAAGGAGAUGGGAGGACCUUGAUAUUGAUAUCUUGGUGAAGAUACUCCAGUCUUUUGACCUUUUUGAGUUGACUGCUGGACUUGCUCAUGUUUGUAGUUCAUGGCGAUUGGCUUGUUCUGAUCAACUUCUCUGGAUGACACUGGACUUGUCGGUAUUAAAAUCAAAUUUCAUCAAAAUCCCGUUAGAGCCGUACGUAUAUGUGGAUUGUCAGUCUGAUAAAACAUUGACCAGCCUCCUGAAGAUUUGUUUGAACCUCAGUAGUGGAAACAUACGAACAUUAAUCUUCCAUUAUAAUUUGUAUGUCAGCGACGAUCAGUUGACUUAUACUGCCGAGAGGUGUCCACAUCUAAAACGUCUUGUUAUGCCUGCUUGGAACAGAAUAAAAAAGACAGGAAUAUGCAGGGCUAUUCAUAUGUGGGAAGAUCUUGAAUCACUGACGAUGCCUAGUAUAGCAAAUCCUCCGUAUGUCAUGGAGGAAAUUGCAAGGAGUUGCAAAAAUUUCGCUGAGCUCAAGAUUAUGGGGCCCUGUGAUAUGCUCUUUGCAUCUACACUGGUUUCAUUUCUUCCAAACUUGAAAGUGUUGAGUGUGAGGUGCACAGUGUUAUCUAAAAGUGCCUUGUUUAUUAUCUUGGAUGGGUUAAAAAAGUUGGAAGUGCUCAACAUAUCUCAUUGCGUAAUUACUGAAGACCCUCCACCUGCACCAAAGAAAAUUCUGGCCAAGCUUGAUGAAUCAAUUAUCAAAAAAGCGUCUAGGUUACACAAAUUCCUAACCUGCAUGAGUGACUCGUGCAUCAUGUGUCAGCGCACUCGAAAUGAUGAAGGGCUGAUGAGGUGGUAUAAGUAUGAAGAAGACCUCUGGAAAGUGGACGAGGUGAGAUCUCUUGCAAUUUGACAACUUUAAGAAUGUAUUGCUUCAUGAGUUAAAGGUCCAGUAAAAUAUGUAAACUUGUGUAUAUGAAACACAAUAAAACCUUGUCAUUUUGAAUGGACGCCAAUCAGCAUCCAGUUUGCUAGCAGCACGUAUUAUCCUUUUGGUGGUAAAAGGGAGAGUAGCUUUGUAGCAUAGGGAGACAUAUAAACAGUACUUCCAUGUAGCGUAAUGCUACUUCUGUGUUGUAAUUUUAUAAGUUUUAAGUCUUUCUCUUUGA
Molecule: messenger RNA, 1918 nt
Organism: Solanum dulcamara
Lineage: Eukaryota; Viridiplantae; Streptophyta; Magnoliopsida; Solanales; Solanaceae
Product: F-box/LRR-repeat protein At3g48880-like
Exons: 5
Coding region: 748-1662 (304 amino acids)
Molecular function (GO): protein binding
Source: RefSeq, a predicted model, not a curated record